Messenger RNA from Hydra vulgaris (swiftwater hydra), 561 nucleotides. The record is from RefSeq and is a predicted model, not a curated record. Lineage: Eukaryota; Metazoa; Cnidaria; Hydrozoa; Anthoathecata; Hydridae.
AUGACUCCAGCUGAAGCAAGCGAUAAAAAGAAUGAAAAUAAAAUUUGGUUUAAUCUAAAUGGUAAAGUAAAAUCAAAUCCUAUUCAACCUAAGUUUUCAAUAGGUGAUAAACCUUCAACUCAAAUAUAUUAUAUUACUGAAAUAUUAAAAAGAGAAGGUUAUAAAGAUAAUUGGAAUAAAAUUGACUUUGCUGCAAAAAUAGGUAGAAAUGAUCUAAUUAAAUUAUUAGUUCAAUUAGGAGAAAAAGGAACAGAUGUAGCAAUUGAUAAUGCUGCUAAAAAUGGUCAUCUUGAAGUAAUUAAAUAUUUACAUGAAUUAGGGUAUAAAGGUACAGAAAAUGCAAUUGAUAAUGCUGCUAAAAAUGGUCAUCUUGAAGUAAUUAAAUAUUUAAUAUCGUUAAAUUAUAAAGUAACUGAUGAAGCUUUUAUUUAUGCUACUAUUAAUUGUCAUUUACAUAUCCUUAAAUAUUUACAUUCAUUAAAUUUAAGAGGACCUGAAAAUUUAAUCGAUUAUGCUAUAAUGGGAUUGGCAAUUAGUGAAUAUCAAUCUAGAUUUUCAUAA